AUGGACCUCUUCAGGAAGAAGAGGGCCUCAGUGGACACGUCAGACAAAGUCGUCUUGGGGAUGACCCCUCUGCGUUCUUCAAAAACCUGCUCGGAUGCAACUGACAAGGACUUGUACAGUGAAACUUCAGUGGGAAUCCUCUGCAUUGACGAACAUCCUCAACUCAACCCAUCCAGAGUGAGCAUCGUCUUGGAAGGGAGUGUGGUAAUGGAGGAGCUGGCCAACCUGCCACAGGCUUUCUGUGUCCUUUUUGGACUAAUUUAUGCCUUGCACUUGGACUACCCCAAGGCGACAGAAGAAAACCGGCACAUCGGAGCAUUUUACGGAUUUUGGGUUGGAAAAUCUUGCUGGGAUUUGGCAACCUAUGGGAGCCGUGUGCUUGGAUGGACGAAGGAGAUGACGGAGAUGUUCAUAAGAGUGCGGGCGGAGAACGACGUCCUCUUUACUGGGGCGAAGUUCUCCGCCAGCACGGCCUGUAGGACUAUCCUGGAAAAGCUAGACCUGCAGGAGGUGGUCACGCCCCUGCAGGCCUGUAAGAAGUGGAACAACUUGAAAAAAAAGUAUAAAGACUGUAAAUGCCCUGGAACAGGCCAGGGCGUGGAGGGGAACCCCACUGCUGGGACUUGGCCCUGGUUUGGCCUCAUGGAUGAGGUGUUGGGGCAGAAGCCGUCCAUCAACCCUCCUGUCCUAAUCGCCUCCAUCCCUGAUGCCAGACCAGGGCCAAGCCAGGCCAGAGAGCAGGAGCCGGAGCAGGAGGAGGAGGAGCCAGAGGCGGAGCAGCAGAGAGGAACGAGAAGGAAGAGGAGAGCGAGCUGGGCCACCUGGAGGCUUGAUCGCGACGUGACAGCCAUCUAUUGCCCCAGCAGCUCUUGUGAAGACCUCGCUCCUCGCCAGCCGUGCAAACCCCCGGGUCACUGUCUGCAGGUCUUCAGGGGUGUUUGGGAGGUGGAUGACUUGGUGGCGUAG
This is a messenger RNA of Knipowitschia caucasica, 966 nucleotides long. Lineage: Eukaryota; Metazoa; Chordata; Actinopteri; Gobiiformes; Gobiidae. The record is from the annotation of a GenBank genome assembly.